GCUGCGGGUGUGCUUUUCUUCCACCCCCGCUCGGUUAGUUAACUCGCGAUUCGGCCGGGGGUGACGUUGCGCCGCGAGUGCGUCGUGACGGAAGAGAAAUCCGAUGAGCGGGAAUCGCUCUGGAGCGGUGCGGGACAUGUCGAUCGCGGGAUCUUCGACUUCCGUCGUCGCCGCGCUACCUGGAGCGACGUACAUCGCACCGUCAAGGGUGUGAAUCGCGCGAUGCUGUCGAUCGUCGGCGCUGGAAGACCGGGACGUCGAUCCCCGCGCUGCGAUGCCUCGUAACGAUCGUCGCCGCACGAGGGGUGGUAGCGCUAUAACGCGAGCAGCUCGUCGGAGGUACGCGCUUCCGGCACCGGCACGACGGGACGAUGGCCGGCUGUGCGAGCACGUUCAAUAAGACGUGAACCGGUGAUCGCUAGGGAGGUCGCCGUAAGGAUGUAGGGGGGCCCGCGCUAUCGGGCCCCGUGGACCGAUAUCGAGAGGAAGGAAGAAGAACGUAAGAGAUAAUUAUGUGUUCCUUAGCCCAUCUCUCAGGUGGCUCCUCGUUAUUGAGCGUGUCUCGUCGUAGUUGCGAUUUUCUUAUGCCACCCUCGUGUGGAGCAUAGAUGCCUUUUAGUGUUCGUUUAACGGGGAGAAAGAAAGAGAGUUCUCGACGUAAUCAAGUGCGGUCAAAGGCGCGGUUAAAUGCGCGUUGCGCCAUACGAAAGAGCCGAGAAAAGUGCGUUUCGCGAAAAAUAUCACCGUUGUGUUAGCAGCGGCCGAAGUAGGUCACGAGGUCGAUACUAAUACGAAGUGAAGAUGCAAGAGGAAAAAUGGCAUGUGCUAACGACGUUAAUAACCGAUUUUUCGGCCCGUCCGUACGCUCAUAGUGCGAAGUAAUUAGUGAUUUACCGUGCACGUUGCGCGCGGAGUGCCGCGCGAGCUAAUCUAAUAGCGGACUACCCACCGAGGAUAAUCACUAGCGAAAAUGGUCGAUCUAGGAGGAUACAUUAUUAUACUGACGAAUGACGACGGGAAGUUCAAGUUGUACGGAUCGCCGGCGGAUCAUGCGGAUUCUCUGGAACUGGCUGAUGAAAUUUUGGAGGUGAACGGUCGCACCUUGGAGAAUGCAACGCAUAACGAAGUCAUUCAACACGUACACCAGUGUAUAAAGUCCCGAACAAUAUGUCUGCGUCUCCGGAGAAGAAGCGGGAACAAAAUGGAAAAGCUGGACGGGCUAAACGUUGGGCGGAUAGAAGACGCCUGGGUUAUCGCCGUCGAAAGAAGCGCGAGGGAGAGGCUGCAGAAACUGACGGCACUGAAGAAGAUUCAGCCGCGCGACAUCCAGGCUAUUUUACAUCAGCAGAUAAACGACGCGGUAGCGUCCACGAGCGAGGAGUCGGCUCCGAAGGACGUGACGAAUGACCAAAUUACGUUUACUUUGGCGGACAAGGAAUUGGGGACGAAUGCUUUCUCCACGAAACUUAGCAACGGUACGAUUCCCAAGGGGUUAGGGAAAGAGGCGGAAAUCCGAGUGGAAAACACCUCGCAGGAACGGAAGGACACUUUGGAGAAGCAACACAGCUAUCCGGAAGAGCCGAACCUCUUGCAACCGGUGCAGAGCGGGAGAAUCGGUGAACGUCGAGCGAGCAGCCCUUUCCAAAAUGGUCGGACGGAAGUGCUGAUCGGCGAGCCGGAGGGCGGCCCGAGGUCGCCGCGGGGAUCGACGUCUUCGGCGGUGAACGACGGCAAUUUCCUGAAUCCACCGGACGAACGAGACUAUCCUGAACCAAUUUGCAGGUCCCGAAGGCGUAGCGGUAGUGGCGUGACGGACAUACACUCUCAGCAACAGCAGCAACAGCUGCAAGAGAACAACAACAGCAGCUCGCGCGACGCGAAGAAGCCGCAGGAGGGGCCCGAUGAGAUGUGGGCCCCUGGUGCCCUGGGCCAUCAUCGGGAGCUACCUGUUGAUGUGCCCGACACCCUUCUACAGAAGGCCUAUCCCAAUAAGGUAAAGAAUCGCUCUUCCGAUUAUAGGAACGGGCUACAGCACCGUCCCCGUAGCGCUAGCGACCUCUCCCUUAACCUUAAAAACGAGACCCUUAAGACCCGCACCAUCGCGGACGGACGCGUAUCGGACGACGUGACCGACAACGGGCUUCAGCCUUCCAUGCUGAAGAUCGAGCUAAAGAUCGAGGACGAGGAGGAGGAGAAGGCGGUGAGAGCCGGUGAGAAAGACAAGUAUCACGGGAGCCCGUCUCCGGACUUGAAGAGCACCUUCGGGGAUUUCGAGGAGGAGAACACCGCCGGGCAGAAGGAGUCCAGCGUCGACGUCGAGGACGACUAUCCCUUCGCCAAGGAGGAUUAUCCCACCAUGUUGAAGACCUGCAGCGACGAUUCCGCGAGCCCGAGGAGUUCCUCGGGCAGAUCGGACAGUACCGCGCCCCUCGACACCAGCCUGAUGCUGAAACCUGGUAAGAAUCGCAAAGAUUCGCCGACUUACGACGUCAGAAGGAUAGACCUCGGCUCUCCGUGCAGGUCGGUGGUGCCUGACAUCAAGGUAGCCCCGCUCUUUGGUCGCGCCCGCGACGCGACCUCCUUCGACAAUCCGGCGUACGGGCUGACGGACUUGCUGAUACGCUCCGACGAAGUCUCGGACCUGACCAGGCUGAUAGACGAGCAAUGCGCGAUCCCGAGGAUACCGAAGGUCGACCAACAAGAUCAAGCGACGGAGCCCGCCGCGCAAGCCGAGCUGGUGGUGGGCAAGCGGUCGAAGCGCCGUCAGAACGACGAGCGGCCGAAGGCGCGCAGCCUCGACAUCGAAGAGCUGAUCGGCUCGAGCGACGAUCUGAGCAACCUCUCCUCCUCGUCCCGACAACGGCCGAAGAAGAAGCGGCACCAGCAGAUCUCCAGCGGCUACUCCACGCUGAGGAGCGAAGCCUCCGGCGAUUUCGAGCAAGAUCGCAGCUUUCUCGUGAUGAGCAAGGCUUACCGCGAGGUGGCGGUCGAUUGUCCGGCGGAUUUCGUGCCGGUCACCAAGUGCCAUCCGGUAUACCCGCCGCCCAAGCACAGCGAGCCGAGGCGCGAUCGCGAGGGAAGCGUGUACGCUACGAUCGCAACGACCAGCGCGACAGCGCUCGUAGCCUCCCCCUGCCUCUCCCCGAACGAUAAUCUGUCUAGUGCAGAUGGUAGAGAGACCGUAGUCGCGCGUACCGUAGACCGUAAGCACGACGCCAACAAGGUAAGGAUCCGAGCCAAGAGCUUGCUGCUCGACGGCUUGCACUCUGUCGUCUACCACGAGCGCUGCAAUUCGCUUCGCGCUUUCAACACGCAUCCCUCUAACACGCUUGGGCCGGCCCCUAACAAACCCGCCACCGAGCGGACGUCGCGAUACCGGAAGAGGUCCGCUCGCUCCGCCCUUCGAUACCGGCAGUCCUCCGUUAUUUUCCACUCGGAAAAGCUCGCUUUCUUAACGGGAUUCGAUGACUUCGCGUCGUGCGGCGCUUCCUCCCGUCUUCUCUUUCCGAAUGAAUCCGCGGAUCCUUCCCAAAAGACAGAUUCCUCGCGCGAGCUCUCCGAUGACACGCGCGUUCCUCCGGACAGCGAUGAUAACUUUCAGGACGAUUCGUCUGACGCGCGGAAUCGGACGAGUUCCAACGAGGCUGAGCGUUCGAAAUUCUCGGACGCCUCGUUCACGUUUCCCAACGGUAUCGGGAAAUCUCACGAAAGUUUCGCCGGCGUAAUGCCUCCGAGGAACGAGCCUUCGGAUUUAACGUCCGAUUAUCAGACUUUCGCGAUUCGCCUCACACUCUCCGACUCUGACUUACGCUCGACGAAAGUCUCGUGGCGCACCGUAAAAUGGAGCAAAGGGAAUUGUCCGCUGAUUUCGCACAAUUCUAACGAACGUAUGGAGCAGGGCGAGCCGUCGACGCACACUUUGGAGAACAGUAUAAGCGAAUCGCACGAAGACGUUCUUGGACAACAGGCCGGUCUCAACGGGGUUAAACCUGCCAUCCCGCCUCGGGACCAAAAGAGGGCACCUGCCAGACCGCCGAAGGAUAAUCUGCGUCUGUCGACGCAGAACAAUAAUGUCGAAAGCAGCGACAACGCCAAUGCGGAGCCGACGCAACAGCAGCUUCACUCCAUCAGGAAAUAUCAGGAGCAGUUACGGAAGCGAAAGGAUGAGGAAGAGAGGCAGGAAAUACUCAGUCGUUCUCUCCGCGGCUCUAAGAAGCUCCAGGCUUUGGAGAGCCACGCGACGAGUCUCUCUGGUCAAGAAAAUCUUGCUUACGCACAGGACGAGGUGACCACCGGCAUCAGUCGAGUUGCUGCGCAACCCACUCCGAAUGCAGUCCAAGAAGUGGAGGAGCCUCCCAGACCCCUCACGUAUGGAGAGGUCGUCGCUACGCUGGAGAGGCUGCAGCUUCAACUGCGGAAUAUUUCAGGUGCUCUUGGCAUUUCGGGUUCAGGUGUCGAAGCUGAACUCGAGGCGGUCCGGACGCUUUUGGUGCAGCAUCGAUUUGCGAGUGCUCUGGCGACGCGUCACACUUUGAAGAAUCGGCUGAGAGCGAGUAAAAUCUUUAAACAUCACGUGGACGACGCAACGAGCCUAGCGCGGGACUGCGUGGACAUCCUGGAAAAAUGGCAAUCGUCGGCGACCGCAACAGGUGUCGGCGGAGCAGAAACAAUAGCCGCGGUGGGGGAGUUAACGGGUAUUCUGACGAGUUACGACAUAGAAGCUUUGCUUCUCGCGCACGACUCCAUCGUCUCGUAUGUGGACGGCUUACAAAGGAAGCAGAGCCCGGCGUCUUCGCCGCCCAGCGGCCCGCCCAGCCCUACGAGCAGUUGGAAGGACUCUCGGGUGGUCGACAACAUCAAGAUCAUCCGAAUCGAGAAGACGAACGAACCUCUGGGUGCUACAGUCAGAAACGAAGGGGACGCUGUGAUUAUAGGACGUGUCGUACGUGGCGGUGCGGCGCACAAGUCGGGCCUCUUGCACGAGGGCGACGAGGUUCUCGAGGUGAACGGAGUGGAAAUGCGCGGCAAGACCGUCAAUGAGGUCUGCGAUAUUCUCGCUGGUAUGCAGGGUAGUCUCACAUUCUUGGUGCUUCCGGCUCCGACAAGUCACAGAAAUAAUUUAUCCAACAGGAGGGAAGACACGACACAGAUACACAUACGGGCGCACUUUGACUACGAUCCCGAGGAAGAUCCGUACAUACCGUGCCGCGAAUUGGGCGUGAGCUUCCAAAAAGGCGACGUGCUCCACGUAAUUUCCCAAGAGGAUCCUAACUGGUGGCAAGCAUAUCGGGAAGGCGAAGAGGACCAGACUCUGGCCGGCCUGAUACCUAGCCGAGCGUUCCAACAUCAACGCGAAUCUAUGAAGCAAACGAUAGCCGGCGACAAGUCGACGGUGCGCGGCUCGAAGAAGUCCAGCACGCUACUGUGUGCGAGAAAAAAUCCAAAGAAGAAAAAGCGAAACAAGUUCGGCUCGAGCUUCAACGACGAUGGGUACCCCCUUUAUGCGACAACUGCCAUAGAUGAUUACGACAGCGAGGAAGUGCUGACGUACGAAGAAGUCGCCUUAUACUAUCCUCGUGCAAAUCAUAAAAGGCCAAUUGUACUGAUCGGACCUCCUAAUAUCGGCCGGCACGAACUCAGGCAGAGAUUGAUGCAAGACAGCGAACGUUUUGCCGCAGCGAUUCCUCACACAAGCCGCCCGAAGAAAGACUCCGAGGUCGAUGGUCAGGACUACCAUUUUAUUUCACGUUCUCAGUUCGAGUCCGAUAUCCUCGGUCGGAAGUUUGUCGAGCACGGCGAAUACGAGAAGGCGUAUUACGGCACGUCCGUCGAGGCCAUCAGGACAGUGGUUAAUUCCGGUAAAAUCUGUGUCUUAAACCUUCACCCCCAGAGCCUCAAGAUCCUGCGGAAUUCGGAUCUAAAGCCGUACGUUGUGUUUAUCGCACCACCGAGCCUCGAGAAGCUCAGGCAGAAGAGGAUCAAGAAUAACGAGAGCUUCAAGGAGGAGGAGCUGAAGGACAUAAUCGAGAAAGCGCGCGAGAUGGAGGACAAGUACGGCCACUUGUUUGACAUGCUCAUCCUGAACAACGAUACCGAUCGGGCGUAUAAUCAGCUUCUCACGGAGAUCAAUUCACUCGAGAGGGAACCUCAGUGGGUGCCUGCGUCUUGGAUUCAGUAACCAAGAGCGACGUUGCAGCCGCGCUUAGCAUCGUUGCACGUGCUCGGCGACGAAACGGCCAGUAUUGCGGUAUCUGUUUGCAGGACAAGCGCUUUCAAGCGAGGCUUCGCGCGAGUCUGAUAGAUAUUUGAAGGACUGGUUCUUCUACAGGUGCCUGUUAUAUAGUUUUAUGUUUCUUACGCAAAUCUCUCGAAUCUUCCCCGAGUUAUUAUACUGCAAGUACUACUACCCGUUUGACAGAGUCUUCCGCGUGUGUGUUGUCGUAUUUUGGUGCCAUGAAAACGAUGGAGGAUCAUCAUCGGAAGCAGAACCGGGAGAAAAAUAAAGAGAAGAAAUUUUCAAGGGGAGAAACAGAGAGAGAAUACCCCGCAGGAAAUUCGACAGACUAUUCCCCGACUAGUAGAUCGUUUGGAAUAGAAGCAAGAGUAUCCUCCUCGUGUAUCCUCACACCAUGACGGCGGGCGUUCUCGUGGCUCGGUUGCAUCAACGAUGUUUCGAAUUUUGAGUGACGUGUAUAAUCAAAUCGCGGACGAUCAUCGGCCGAAUUUAAUAUUUAAGUUACGCUUAAAUUUCGAACAGAGUCGCUGCAGCUCGGCCUACGUCUCGAAGUAAUUCCGACUGAAAGACGUUCCUUCCCAAAGUAUUUAUGCCCUCAGACUGAUAAACGGUUAAUUGUUAUAGAUGCGCGAUUAUUCAGAAGUAUCAUCCUCGGUGCGCCAAAGCAUAGCUCUACCGAGAGCGUAUCUUUCGCUCUUUCUACAUCAUUAGCCCAUUCUACGUGAGGAAACGUACCUGACGACUUGACGUCGUCUCCUGAGAGUGAAAAAUUUCUAAUUCUCGGCGACUCGUGAAAAUACUGUGUAAUUUUCUAUGAUCAUGCAUAUACGUAUACGUUUUGAUAAACUUUGAUAAGUGGAGGCAGCCCUCUCGAUCCACAUUUUUUAAAAGAUCCCCACAGCGUAGCGAAUGUUGACGCGUCGCGGAGUUCCGCGUAGAAUAUCUACCUUCUUUGCGUUGUAUCGCAUCAUGUAUCGUACGUACCGAAUAAACCACACGCCGCAUACGAUCAUAGAAAGUCGCAUAUUUUUUUCACGUGACUUUUGAUUAGAAAUUUUUGCCGAUCCUGCUUCUAUUCUAACCGAGCGCAAACCGUUAUAUCGUUAGGAAAAACGACAAGUAAAAAAGACGAGAGAAAGAGAUAGGGAAAGAUAUUCCGAAACGACGAUCCCGCGAAAGAGAGAGAGAAUGUAACGAUACAUAAAUAUAUCUCUUCGAACGCAUGAGGAAACGUCUGCGAUCUCGAAGAAGGGUGAAACUCGCUUACCGUUCGCCCUAGACAGUUUCGUGUUUGUUUAGAGAGCAGAAACUCGUGUUUCUAACCUGUAGAUUCGUUAAACGCAAUAGACUUAGACUCGACUGUGGUCGUCGGUAUACAAGCUUUCGGAAAUUUCGCGUAAGAAAUGACAAACAAAAAAAAAACGAUUGUUUCUCUCGAGUGUUUUUUUACAGGAAGCGAUUACUAUGAUGCGUCAAUAGGAUAAAAAAAAGGUGUUUAUCUGUGUCAUUGUGUCGCUACGAAUAGGGAUCGAUAUGAAAUAAGAAAAAAAUAAAAUAAAAGUAGUAGAGAAAAACCAUCGCGGUCUUUCGUUGGAAAUUAUACGGUCCGGUAUAAAUCGCAUCGUAGCAAUGUGCGCGACGUGUGUCUUGCAGGUAUUCUUGCGUUAAGCAAUAAUAAUAAUUGCGUAUCAACGGAACGGGAGUCUGUUUUGUUUCCCGAUGAAUUUACACGACUCUGGUAAAGUUGGCAAAGAUGUGUCAUCAAUUCGUCUAGAGACUGUGGGCUACUGUAUCGUGAUUAGAUCAGUCGUAAUGUUAGUCGAUCGAGAAAAGAUAGAUGCACUAAAUUCAAUGUGAAACAGUUGUAAAAGCGGACGCGCUAGAGAGAUGUCUUCGAUGAAAAAAAAAAAAAGUCAUUAUCCCCAUUUUUAGCUAUUUAAAUCAAUUCUUCUAAGCAAAUCAAUGCGUGACGGUUCGUGCCAAGUAUCAGACCGCAUGUGAAAGGACGCAAAACUGAGAUGUGCCAAAUAAUUCUGGAUUAUUUCCAGAGGAAUCCAGGUCUUAAAAAAAAAAAAAGAAAAGAAAUAAUAAUGCGCUCAAAGGCACCUUAGAAUUUGUCAGUAUACUGAGUAUGUAAAUAAUUGUGCACUUGUAUAGAAAAGAGAACAAGGAAAGGAAUGUUGUUACUCGAAUUAUUAUUAUUUUUAUAAUUAUAUUGAUUACUCAAAUUUA
Messenger RNA from Dinoponera quadriceps, 8467 nucleotides. Its product is annotated as MAGUK p55 subfamily member 5-A. The transcript is spliced from 18 exons. Bases 971 to 6178 code for a protein of 1735 amino acids. Gene Ontology annotation, cellular component: adherens junction; plasma membrane. Gene Ontology annotation, molecular function: protein binding. Lineage: Eukaryota; Metazoa; Arthropoda; Insecta; Hymenoptera; Formicidae. Gene Ontology annotation, biological process: protein localization to plasma membrane; morphogenesis of an epithelial sheet; establishment or maintenance of polarity of embryonic epithelium. The record is from RefSeq and is a predicted model, not a curated record.